AUGGAUACGUUUUUGAUCGAUGUCGACUUCCCUAUCAACCCCGAAGAGGAUAAAAUGGAAAUUUGCUUUCUCGGAUUGGCUUCGAAACGUGAUCAACCGUUGUGUAUUAUGCAUCUCCAGUCUGAUGGCAAACUGGAUUCGAUGUACGAUGUACGGGAUCGCUUAGCAACAGAUCUGACCGAAAAGCAGACGCAGUUGAUGGAAAUGAUAAUCAGAGCGGAGGAUGCCAUCGUCAUUGGUGAUCUGUGCGUAUGUUCGAGCAAAUCACGCUCUUAA
Molecule: messenger RNA, 276 nt
Organism: Angiostrongylus costaricensis
Lineage: Eukaryota; Metazoa; Nematoda; Chromadorea; Rhabditida; Metastrongylidae
Source: the annotation of a GenBank genome assembly